This is a messenger RNA of Esox lucius (northern pike), 707 nucleotides long. Its product is annotated as three-finger toxin MALT0070C. The record is from RefSeq and is a predicted model, not a curated record. The transcript is spliced from 4 exons. NCBI's taxonomy places the organism in Eukaryota, Metazoa, Chordata, Actinopteri, Esociformes, Esocidae. The coding region runs from base 202 to 504 and encodes 100 amino acids.
AUGUAAAAGUAAUAUGUGUAGUAUGUUUAACAAUAUGUCUCAUGUUAACCCUUUAUCACACUAAUAACUGUGAUACUAUGCCAAUGUUCAUUGGGUACAGAAUUUGCACUCUGUGUAACCCAGUUUCAACCAUUCAUGUUACAACCCAGAAGAAGGCAUGCUGAUGCCACUGGUGUUUUAUAGCAAUAAGAGUUUCUCAAAAUGAAGUCCUAUGUGACCAUUGCUGUUCUCUGUGUGCUGUUCUCUACAGCUUACGGGAUAAAAUGCUACGGUUGUUUAGAUGAAAACUGUUUCAGUUUAAAAAACGUCACCUGCCCCUCCAUCUCAGACCGCUGUUUCACCAUCACCACUGCAGGAAAAGUGAUAUCCAAGGGCUGUGGUUCGUCCUCAUUGUGUGUAGGGCCGGGUUGUUGUGACACAGACAUGUGCAAUGGUGCCGUGGAUGCCGGUCCUGGCGCCUUCUUCCUGCUGCUGUCCACAGCCCUCAUCACCCUCUUCCUCUGAUUCACUUUAAAAACACGUUCCCUCCCUACAACCCACAUAUUAACCAACACCCACAUACUCAUCCCAUAAUGCUUUUUUAUUUUUAUCUUGUGAUGCCUUCCUUUCCAAGUCUCCCCUUAGCUCACUCUCUUUCUCAGGCUAUCUCGAUUGUAAAACAGAGUAGAAGAGUAUGGCAUCCCUCAAAAUAAACAUAAUGAAUAAUU